AUGGUCGAGAAAAUCUACGUCACGUAUAACGAGGUGCACAAGCUGUGCCAGGAAGCGGCACCGCAGAUCCUCGCCAACUUCAAGCCGCAGCUGAUGAUCGCCAUUGGCGGUGGCGGCUACGUGCCCGCGCGCAUUCUGCGUUCCUUCCUCAAGCAACCGGGCAGCCCCAACAUCCCGAUCCAGGCCAUCGGCCUGUCGUUGUACGAGCAGCUGGCCGACUCGACCGACAACGAUAUCGAGGCGGCGGGGACCCGCGUCACGCGCACGCAAUGGCUGGACUUGACUGCACUCGGCGAGAUGGCGAAUCUGGUCGGCAAGCGGGUGUUGAUUGUGGAUGAGGUUGAUGAUACUCGUACCACGCUGGAGUAUGCGGUCAAGGAGCUGCAGAAGGAUGUGGAGGAGGCCCGCGCCAAGAUUGGUAGCGACUUGAAGACGGAGUUUGCGAUCUUUGUCCUCCACAACAAGGACAAGAAGAAGAAGGGCAUCCUGCCUGACGAUAUCACGAACGGCCGUUACCUGGCCGCCCGCACCGUUGGCGACGAGUGGAUCUGCUACCCCUGGGAGGCCAUGGACAUCGACGAGCACGACGCCCUUAACGCUGCUGCGAAGUCUAACUAG
Messenger RNA from Dichotomopilus funicola, 618 nucleotides. RefSeq names its product phosphoribosyltransferase-like protein. The record is from RefSeq and is a predicted model, not a curated record. Bases 1 to 618 code for a protein of 205 amino acids. Gene Ontology annotation, biological process: GMP salvage; XMP salvage; hypoxanthine metabolic process. Lineage: Eukaryota; Fungi; Ascomycota; Sordariomycetes; Sordariales; Chaetomiaceae. The transcript is spliced from 3 exons. Gene Ontology annotation, cellular component: cytoplasm. Gene Ontology annotation, molecular function: hypoxanthine phosphoribosyltransferase activity.